Messenger RNA from Homalodisca vitripennis (glassy-winged sharpshooter), 2297 nucleotides. Its product is annotated as cytoplasmic dynein 1 intermediate chain-like. The record is from RefSeq and is a predicted model, not a curated record. Gene Ontology annotation, biological process: microtubule-based movement. The transcript is spliced from 7 exons. The coding region runs from base 391 to 1110 and encodes 239 amino acids. Gene Ontology annotation, cellular component: cytoplasmic dynein complex. Lineage: Eukaryota; Metazoa; Arthropoda; Insecta; Hemiptera; Cicadellidae.
UUAAUUUUUCCUUAAACAUUAAUGAUUGUUCAGUUUAAAAUUCUAAAAUAUGCAUUAAGUACUUAUCAAUACAAGGAGACGAACAUUUUGUUGCUGUAAUGCUAACCGCUUACUAAUAACUGUUCUAUACCCUUCUGAAUUAUAGCUAGGCUUAUCGAAAAUUUUUAGCAACUGACUAAGUUGUUUACACCGAGAUUGUCAGCACAUAGUGCCACCCAAACAAUUGGAUCAUUAUUUCCAGAGUUGUCUUCAACAAGAGGUUUAUAAUUAAAAUAAUACUUGUGCAAAUAUAAUUUAUUAUUUAGGCUAACAGUUGCUAAUAGUCACAUCCCUAGUAUCGAUGAAGAUAAGGCUUAGUGUGAAUUUGUUUGAUUGAGAAAGAAAAUCACCAUGUCAGACCGGAAGGCGGAAUUGGAGAAGAAGAAAGCGAAACUACAAGCGAUUAGAGAGGAAAAAGAGCGCAGGCGAAGAGAAAAAGAAGCAAAAGAUGCUGAGGAAGCUGCCCUUCGCUCUGCUCAUGUUGAGAAGGACCAAAGGAAGGAACUGGAUGAGAUGUUAUCUUCUCUAGGAGUAGCUCCAGUGUCUGAGCCUAAAUCAGUUGUCAUUGAAGAUCACAAUGUGCUGUCAAGUCUUCCGAGCGUCACGUCAACAGGAACUCCUGAACACAAUAGCAACAAUGCCACACCUGAUACCAGUCUGACCAACACUGUUCCCAUCUACACGGCCGGUCGCAAGAAACCCCAGCUGAGUGUGGUGAGCGUGCAGUCGACCAGUAUCCCACCCCGGGAGAUGGUGACCUACACGAAGCAGACGCAGACAACGGCAGCAACCAACGAGCGAGACGGAUCUGAUUCCUCCUCUCCACUUAAAGGCUACUUUGAGGACUGGUGGAGGCCACGGAAAGGUGCGUUUCGUCGUUCCAUCUCGCUUCUCUCAUUCACUCUCUCUCUAUCGCACUUCAUUACUCUGUCUUACUUCCUCUGCUUCGGUUCCUCACUGUACACGAUGUUGGUGGGGCCACAAUUGAGUGUUUUGUGUGGGAUAUUACAAAAAUUUAUGAAUACCAAAAAUAACGUCAUAAGUUUCAAAAGCAAAACUAUAUUGAAGUAACAUUCAUCUUACAAUUGUUGUCAUAAAAGUGUUUAUAAACUCAAAUACUACAAAGAUUAUCUUAAAAAAAAUCAAAACGUUUUGUAUGGAUUCUGGAGUUACUUACUAACUGUUUUGUGUUACUGAAUUGAAAUUGUUGGUGUAAUAGGGUUCCUGAAUGUUAAUGUACUAGAUCUUGGCAAAAUAUAAAGUUGAAAAAGAAUGAAUUAAAUAACAACUGUGUAACUGUAAUGUUAUAGAAUGACCUUUCUUUCAGUAGACACAUUUGUUUUGAUGAUGUUUCAACGUUCCAUGGUAUAAUUCUUAGUUUGUAACCACUGUGCCACAGUUUGAACCACUGGAAAAAAAUUAAAAUUUGGAUUGUUAUUAAAGUCUGAAGUAGCACUGAAAUCAAAUAACAGAGUGGCAUCGUUGUCACCUCAACUGCGCGCUUCACCUUAUUCUUCACUUACCUUACAACCAUAGAAGGUUUUAAUUUGUACACACUUUGGUUGUUAACACAAAAUCAAUCUCUGUUACUUCAGUGAGAAUAUAGAACAGUGUUCAUCAAACAAUUAGGCUUAAUAUGCUUCCUUGAGUUUCUCUUUUGCUUAACUUUGUUUAAGAAAAGUAAUUGAACAUUACAAUGUAGUUUAUAUUAUACAAAGGAGCAGAAAAGUUUUGGUUAAGAAAUAUUCUCAAUACUUUGAGAUUAUUAAAUUAUUAAAACUUCAAACUUGGUUUCACGGAUUUCUAAAUUAUUUACUGUAUGUAUUUCAGAGUUAGCUAUUUUUAAUGUUAGAAAGACACGAUACUUUUGGAAACACUGUUACGGAAAUGCAAGUAAAACAAAAAUGAAUGUUCCAGGAUUUAAUAUAAGUUUUUAAGUCUCAUAUGUGGUCACAAAGAGUUUUUAUGAUGAUUUUAGCUGUAUAGUUUAGUGAACAUCUCCUUAAAACUAUACCAAUAAGUAAUAAUAAUUACUCUGUUAACAAAUUUGAGCUGUAUCGAAACUUUAUUUGGGCUAGUAUGUACUUGUUUACCUUAAACAGUCCGCUUGGAAUCCAUAUAAAACUGUUUUGAACCAGAGCAAUAAAUUAUAUUUUACUACACAUUACUAUUGUAAUAAAAAUAUAAAGAAACAUAUUUUUCAACUAAAUAUUCUAAAGUUAAAAAACUUUAAGUUAAAGAAACAAGUUUAAAAGGGG